AUGAUAAUUGAAUUUCUAGCUUUAAUCUUCAAUCGAGAACAGAACUCACUUAUUGCCAUCCCAGAUAACUAUUCGCCCGAGUUGAAAUAUCACACGUCUUGGGUAACAGUAUGCCCAGCUCAGACCAUCGAUGAGCGAGAAUUUGAUAAAGAAUUCUCUUUUUCCAACGGUUCUUUAUUUGUGAAAAACAUGCAGGAUGAAAGUCUCCCACCUGAUGAAUGUAAAAAUCCUCAGAAGCUCUCUAUGGCAUGGUUCAAAGAAACUGUUGAAUUUGGUUACGAAAUAUAUGUUGAAGAAUCGAAAGGAUUCGUGCCUUCUCAUUAUGAAAGCUACGAAUCAACCAAAUAUCUAUUGGAAAUAAAAUCAUCAUCAUGGACGAAGUUUUUUCAACAUUUGAUUGAAAUGAGCAAGACUGAGGAAGAAGUCAUAUUACAGUUGGAUGAGUCCAAGCCAAUAAUGGAAUUUAUAUGGAUACCUUUAUUUAAAGUUUGGUUUAAAGCGAAUCGGCUUCGAAAAAUUGAAUACCAAAUCAGAAAGGAUAAUAUAAACCCAAUGCCAACGUGUCAAAAUUACAAUUUAGGAGAGGAAUUGUUUUUUCACGCCGACAUAGAUUCGUUUUAUAAAGAAGAAAGCCAAGAGAAAGCAUUUAAUGGAUUGCAAUUGAAAUUAGGAUUGCAGAAAGCUGAAUGCGAAGCAGAAUUUGAUUGUUUAGAAAAAUGGUCAUUAAUUCCAACGGAUCAAUUCCAAUUUGGAUCUUCUUCGCCUCUCAUAUGUUCUAAUAUAACAACCGUGCCAAUUUGGAGAAGUACGGUUAAAAAAAUCCUAGAAAAAUUGGACCGAUAUUUGUACGCCUUGACUCAGGUUUCCGGUAAAUCAUUACGAAUAGUCGCAGGUGUCAGUGGUGUACUUGCGUUACCCCGAAGUCGCAGUUUAAAAGGUCUACUGGCACUUUUAGAUAAUUACGUAUACUUCAAGCACCAGAAAUUCACUAUUCGAGCUCCCCAUCGUAUCUACAAAAUCGUCAAAUACAAGACAAAUGAUUGCGAUAGCAGUCUGGACUCAUCGGUUUGUUGGCACGGUGUAUUAAUUGUAAUAGAAAAUAGCCCCUUUUUCCAAGAAAAGAAUCGAAUUUGCGAAGAUCGAACUGAAAUCUUGAAAUGGACGGAAAUUAAAUACGAGACUUCGUCUUCCGAUGUCGGAGCAAAGCCAUCCAAGUAUAUUUAUGCGUGUAAAAUUAAUCAGAAAUCGAUCGAAGGUGUUGGAUUAACGUAUAAAUUUGAUGUAAUUGUGGGCGAAUUUUCGUUGAGCAUGUUCUCAGAAGAACAGAGGGAAGAAAUUGAUCGAUUGUCUAAAAAAAGGCGAAACGAACAGUUGGUUUUGAAAUUAGCAGUUAAUGAAGUAUUAGAACGUCCAGUGAUUGAUGAUGAAGAUUUCGAUUUAAAGGUUGAUAAAGAUGAUCAAACUAUAAAUGAUGAAAAUCCGACUGAUAAAGAUGAUAGCCCUGAGCCUGAGAGAGAAGAUCAUGGAAAUCCGACCGAAAGUGAUGGUAGCUCUGAGUCUGAGGGAGAAGAUCAGAGCAACAGAAAGAAGAAUGAUUGAAAAUCAUUCAAGACAGAAUCAAGAUACCUACAUUAGUUGCCUGAGUUACCAUUUUUCUUUUUCGGAUAGUGUGAAAAUUUUAUUGUGUGUAGGA
Molecule: messenger RNA, 1693 nt
Organism: Planococcus citri (citrus mealybug)
Lineage: Eukaryota; Metazoa; Arthropoda; Insecta; Hemiptera; Pseudococcidae
Exons: 5
Coding region: 1-1599 (532 amino acids)
Source: RefSeq, a predicted model, not a curated record